Astyanax mexicanus (Mexican tetra) is the source of this 3337-nucleotide messenger RNA. It is a transcript of the gene sncgb, whose product is annotated as synuclein, gamma b (breast cancer-specific protein 1). The transcript is spliced from 6 exons. Lineage: Eukaryota; Metazoa; Chordata; Actinopteri; Characiformes; Acestrorhamphidae. The record is from RefSeq and is a predicted model, not a curated record. Gene Ontology annotation, cellular component: cytoplasm; axon terminus; neuronal cell body. Bases 475 to 837 code for a protein of 120 amino acids. Gene Ontology annotation, molecular function: cuprous ion binding. Gene Ontology annotation, biological process: synaptic vesicle endocytosis; synapse organization; chemical synaptic transmission.
CAGCAUCCAGCAGGUUCUGUCUCACUGCAUCCUGUCCUGCUGCAGCUGCUUCUCUUUCUCUCUCUCUAUCUCUUCUUCUCUCUCUUUUUCUUAAUAUCUCGAUAUCCCUCUUUCGCUCACACUUGUUCUCUCUCUCUCUUUCUUUCACACUGAAUCCACUGCUUCCUCUGUCAGUGGUACCCUAGUGUGUGCUUCUGUCUGUCUGAGUGCAGAACAUCACUGCGUAAUCCUCUCUCUCUCUGUCUCUUUCUCUCUCUCUAUUGCACAUUCUCUCUCUCUCUCUCUUCCGCUAGCUCUCUCACUCGCUCGCUCUCUCGCUCACAUCCUCCAUCACUGAGACUCCCUCUCUCACUCACACACUCCCUAUUCGCACACACACACUCACACACUAGCCAGCGAGCAGCCUCCCGCAUCCAGCAUCCAGCAUCCAGCAUCUAGCAUCUAGCAUCAGCACCACCACACACAGCGUCCAGCAUGGAUGUACUAAUGAAGGGUUUUUCCAUGGCCAAGGAGGGAGUGGUGGCCGCGGCCGAGAAGACCAAGGCUGGGGUGGAGGAGGCAGCGAUGAAGACCAAAGAGGGGGUCAUGUAUGUGGGAAAUAAGACAAAGGAGGGAGUUGUAUCAGGCGUCAACACAGUGGCAAACAGGACCACAGAUCAGGCGAACAUAGUGGGAGACACAGCGGUGGCGAGCGGUAAUGAACUGGGGCAGAAGACGGUGGAGGGAGUGGAGAACGUGGCUGCAUCAACCGGCAUGGUCAAUCCGGACGAGCCUGUAUAUGAGGCUGACUUCUCCCAUGGCGGAAUGGAGGGUGGAGAUGGCGGGCAGGGUUAUUAGGCCAGAGGCUGGAUCUUCUCUCUGACCUCAGACCGCCCCCCCUCCAGAGACCCUGCUCCCGUCGCCUCAUGCCACACACACUUCAUAUAUUUUUUGUGACAGUACGGAAAACCAAAUCGGAAACAGACUUUCCCCGGCCCUCACGCCCGUGUCGUUUGCUCUGUGUGUAGUGCUCCCUUUUCCCCACUGCUCCAGUGUUGGUGUCCUCAUGCUGCUGCUGUCUUAGUGCUGUCACCCCUCCCCUCCCCACCCUGACCUUGCCUCUUCACUAAAAACACUACAUAUACACUACACACACACACACACCCAAAUAUAUGCACACACAUAUAUACACACACAUAUAUACACACACAAACACUGAGCAGUAACUGAAUAAAAGAAUGAAGAUGGUUAUAAGUUAGUGGCUUCCUAGCCUCAGAAAAUAGAAAGAAGAGUAACAAUGGACAAAUGGUGGUCAAUGUUUGUUGCCAAUACAUUACAUUUCAUUUCAUUUGGGAGAACGUAAUGAAUUUAUGGUCUUUACGAGGCCUAAAAUGCAUUUGAAAAAUGUCACAUUCGAAAAUGCGACAUUUCAAAAUGAUUGCAUUUGAAAUACAGUAUGUUGAAUUGGAGAAAUGUUACAUUCCAAAAAAAGGUUGGAUUUGAAAAAAGUUGCAUUAGAAUAAUUAUGCAUUGUAAAAAUGUUCAAUUUGAAAAAUGUUGCAAUGGAAAAAUGUUGCAUUCAAAAACGUCACAAUUGAAAAAUGUAUUCAAAAACAUUGCAUUUGAAAAAUGUAACUUUGAAAAAUUAUGCAUUAAAAUAAGUUGCAUUCUGAAAAUAUUGCAUUGGAAAACUCUUAAAUUGAAAAAUUGUUGCAUUGAAAAAUGUUGAAUUGGUAAAAUGUCACAUAUGAAAAAUGUUGCAUUUGAAAAAAUGAUGCAUUGAAAAAUGUUGCAUUCGGAAAAUUCCACUUUAAAAAAAUGAUGUAUUGAAAAAUGUUGCAUUCGGAAAAUGCCACUUUAAAAAAGAAACGAUGCAUUCGAAAAAUGUAACUUUAAAAAAUUAUGCAUUGAAAAAAGUUGCAUUCGGAAAAUAUUGCAUUGGAAAACUUUUAAAUUGAAAAAUUGUUGCAUUGAAAAAUGUUGAAUUGGUAAAAUGUCACAAAUGAAAAAUGUUGCAUUUGAAAAAAUGAUGCAUUGAAAAAUGCUGCAUUCGGAAAAUGCCACUUAAAAAAAAACGAUGCAUUGAAAAAUGUUGCAUUCGAAAAUGUCACAUUUGAAAAGUGUUACACUGGAGAAAUGUCUCACCCAAAAAAAAUGUCGCGUCCUGAAAAUGUUGUCGUUAACGUUGCAGCGUAUGCAGUAAUGAGGCGUGUUUACCCUCAGAUACUUUACAUUCCUUUAGCCUGCAGGUGACAGAACUGGAGUUAAUGUGUGCUUGAUCUCUUUCUCUCUAAUAGUAGCUUUAGUCCAGGUUUAGUAGAGAAUUCUAUCAGUUGGUAUUUAUUUGCGCCAUCCGAGAUGUAUACCACGUAUACCGCUCUCUGACUCUCUGUAUACAUAUCUAUAUCAUGUAUCUACAUAUCUAUCUAUCUAUCUGUCGGUCUUUGUGUAGCGGUGACAGGCUUGCAUUGACGUAUUUCUUAUUUGCUCAUCCUUUUACAUACAGUAUAUAAAUAUAUAUAUAUAAUAUAGAGUAUACAGUUGUGAUGAGGCAAGCGUUGAUCAGCUAGGUUUAUUAAUUCAAAAUAAGCAAUAUUUUCAGGAUAUAUGAUUAUUUCUCCUGUUUGUGUACGGAGCAUAAAUGUAGGAACGUGGAUUUUGAGGAGGUGGAGAUGCGGUUUGAGGGCGGAAGGGAGAAAAUGAAGUAAAAUAAGAAGAAAACGAAUAAUAAUAAAACACACCCCAUCCAUGUUCUUGUGUUUAUUCUGUUGCGAUGCAUGUCGUGCAUUUGGUGUGCCAGCGUAUCAGAGAUUUAUAAUGCCUGCAAUGUGAAGCAAUAGCCCUACCAUUGCAUCCAGUUUUGGCAAUGGUCUGUUCCGUAGCAAUCUGCAGAUGAGUCUCUAGCACUGUGUUUUAUCAUGAGAAUGUGAAGAAGUGUAGAUAUAUCUGCCAAUCAGAAGAAUGUCUCGAGCCCCACUGACCCGUUAAUUCCUCUCACACGCCCACCAGAACCCGCCCCCUCUUCAGCCUGUCAAUCAGCAGUGUCCCGCCCACCCCCACACUCUGAAGCCAACGGGAUCUGAAGACUGCAUGUUGCCUUAUCAGCACUCCGAUAUACUCACAAUUACACACACACAUAUAUAUGCACACAUACAUACAUAGACAUGUAUCUGAUACACACACACACACGCACACACACACACACGCCAAGUCAGAUGUUUCCCUCACACACACACACACACACACAUACUGAUACACAAAUGCGCCCCCAAAACGAUUAAGUUGGCAUCAAAGCAGAAAAGCUGGUUUUAUAAACAGUACAAAUGAAUAAAUAAAGUUUUGUUGAAAUCUAAUCAAA